Molecule: messenger RNA, 1851 nt
Organism: Schistosoma mattheei
Lineage: Eukaryota; Metazoa; Platyhelminthes; Trematoda; Strigeidida; Schistosomatidae
Source: the annotation of a GenBank genome assembly
AUGGUAAAAGUUUGUGUGGUUGGUUGUUUGCAUGGAGAGUUAGACUGUGUGUACGCCGACAUUGCAGAAGCCGAACAACAGGGUCAGUUUAAAACUGACCUAGUUUUAUGCUGUGGUGAUUUUCAAGCUGUUCGCAAUCCCAGUGAUUUAACCACAAUGAGCGUUCCUUCCAAGUAUUACCGCAUGGGUGAUUUUUGGAGGUAUUAUGCUGAAGAAAGUAGAGCUCCUGUCUUGACAUUAUUUGUUGGAGGUAAUCAUGAAGCAUCUGGUUAUCUUCAAGAGUUACCAUAUGGUGGUUGGGUUGCUCCAAACAUCUGGUAUAUGGGUUAUGCUAGUGUUGUCCAAUUUGCUGGAUUACGUAUUGCUGGUUUAUCAGGUAUAUACAAGCAACAUGAUUAUGCCAUGUGUCAUUAUGAACAUCCACCAUACUCAGAAGCAACAAAACGUUCUGUAUAUCAUUUAAGAAACUUAGAAGUUUUCCGACUUGGACAAAUUCGCCGACGUUUAGAUAUAGUGAUGAGUCAUGAUUGGCCUCGAGGGAUAUAUCAUUACGGAAAUUUAAAUCAAUUAACCAGAAGGAAACCUCAUUUUCGUAAUGAAAUCGAGUCAGAUUCAUUAGGCAGUCCACCCGGUGAACAGUUGUUAUGUCGUUUAAAGCCACGAUAUUGGUUUGCAGCUCAUUUGCAUUGUAAAUUUUCAGCGCUUGUUGGACAUUCAGACUCUAAAACUAAUAAAUCACGCAUCACUCACUUUCUAGCUCUUGAUAAGUGUUUACCGAAUCGUCACUAUUUACAAUUCUUAGAUAUUGAACCUGAACUGAAGUAUGAUGAAAGUUCAAUUAAUUCCGAUUCUAAUUUAUCCUUAUCUCCACAACUUGGAGAUGAUCCACUAAUUGUCAGUCUUUCUAAAUUAAAAUCAAACGUCAACGAUUCAGAAAAAGACUUAAAAUUGAAGGAGCCUAAUAACAAUGCUAGUUCAAACGAUGAAAUAAAUACCAACUUAUAUCUUGAUCCCGAAUGGUUAUCUAUUUUGAGGUCAACAAAUCAUUUAAUGUCUACUAGCAAAGUCCCCUGUAUUCUUCCAGAAAAAGAAACAAGCGAACGCUGUGAUUUUUCCGCUACUGAUGAUGAAAUUCAGGCUUUGUAUGACCCUUUUGGUGGAGAUUUUCAAGUUCCUGACAACUUCGAACGUACUGCUGCAAUUCACAAACCGAAUGAAACUGAUCAUAUGAAUACAAAGACUACGUCUACGCCAAUUAGUUUGGUUCAACAAGCAAAUGCUUUAAGUAAAGAACAACAACUUUUUUCAAAUCCACAAACAGAACUUAUUUGUGCUAUGCUUGAUUUAAUAAACCCUAAUGCACUCUUUCUUGGCAAACAAUCAUACAGUUUGCUAGAAUUAUCAGCACAGUUACAAUCUAAGAAGGAUGAAGAGGAGGAUGACGAUGAGGUUGAGGAAAAUCCAGAAGAAAAUAUUUGUGAAGAUGAUGUGAAAAAUGACGAAAAUCAACUUGGUGUUAAUGAAUAUCCAUUAGAUGUAAACACUAGCUGGAUCACUUCAGACUCAUUCGUCAAAGAGAGUUUUACAGAGUAUGAUCCGAUGAAUAGCACUUUUGUAUCAAAUACUAACCAAUCUAGUCAUAAUCCACUUAGCAAUACAAAUCUUUAUGAUAGUGUUGUAAGUCAAAAUCCUGAAGAAUUGGUAUUAGAUGAUAUUGAAGAUAAUGAUGAUGAAUUUCCCAAUGAGUCUCACUCUUUAAAUGUCUCUCAAUACAACGCUAGUUAUUCUCAGUUCACAGAUUUAAAUAAAUCAGAGCAAGUGUACAUUCCGCAACUUUUGCCUGAUUCCUAA